This is a messenger RNA of Aaosphaeria arxii CBS 175.79, 1000 nucleotides long. RefSeq lists its product as uncharacterized. The record is from RefSeq and is a predicted model, not a curated record. Lineage: Eukaryota; Fungi; Ascomycota; Dothideomycetes; Pleosporales. The coding region runs from base 1 to 912 and encodes 303 amino acids. The transcript is spliced from 3 exons.
AUGAGGUUGCUCUUACCUGUUGCUGCGGCAAUCUUGACGUUGAUUGCGGCUGCACCUGCAGGUACUUCAGGUGACUCGCUUGGUCUCACUACCAUUGGUAGUGAUGUGAAGGUGUCCGAUGUUUUGGAUUCAGCUGGAGAGGCGGUCGUCGAUCUUGUCCAUGAGCUCCAUAGCUUCACAGCUGCACACAGCUAUACCCCCAAGCGUGGCAACGAUCCCCCACCAGAAGCUAUUCAAAUGAAUGUCACCCUAGGCCAACAACGCUCCAACGUUGGCAAUCUUUCCCCCAAACAAGUAGGCGAUGCCAUCACCACUGCGUUGAAGUAUCUCUGCGUUAAGAAGCCUUGCCGUAACAAUGAGCGGUACAGGGUCAAUGUUCCAUGGAUGAAUUCAAAGAACAUCAUCGAGCUAGGUUAUCUUGAUAUCUGGUUGGAGCGGAGCCGCUACAGCAGCGAACGCGAACUUAAUCCCAUGAUUGAGAUCGCAGCGACAUACGGUUCCACAGCUGUCGGGGUCGACUUGAAUUGCUACAUGCUUUUCUUUGCCCCCCCGUAUUUACCUGCUCGCUUCUGUAACAUGGGCAACUUCAUUGAAAUCAACAUCAACGAUGGGUUCGCCUCCUUAGCAAUCCGCUUCGAAGCAAACAAGCCUACUUUCGGCUGGUUUGUUUGUCCUUUGGUGAUGCCCAAGGUCGCACAAGUUGCAGGCGAUCCCGACCGACUCCUAAGUCUCGGCAGAUAUUAUGGCUGGCCUGUGGCGUCGAACACGGUUUGUACAGGACCGCCCACUGACUCCGCUCAUGACGAGACAGCAGCUUCUCUGAUCGAUGUCAAUUCCAACAGACCCAUUGUGUACACAUCCACGGACUAUGAGCAAUCCGAGAUCAUCAACGCCACAGUCUCACUUGGAUGAGCAGCUCAAAUCACGAUACCGGAUAUACGCAUGCGAUAUAUUUCCAGGAAUCAGGUCCAAGCAAUCUCUACGGAUGAAUCUUUGCUCG